Messenger RNA from Lineus longissimus, 1393 nucleotides. RefSeq names its product thioredoxin-like protein 1. Bases 67 to 939 code for a protein of 290 amino acids. The transcript is spliced from 7 exons. Gene Ontology annotation, molecular function: protein-disulfide reductase activity. The record is from RefSeq and is a predicted model, not a curated record. NCBI's taxonomy places the organism in Eukaryota, Metazoa, Nemertea, Pilidiophora, Heteronemertea, Lineidae. Gene Ontology annotation, cellular component: cytosol.
UUCUCGGCUUAAUUCCAGACGAAAGGGGUAGUUUUUGUCAAAAAAGUUCGAAUUAAGGCAAAAGAAAUGGCAGGAGCAGCGUCAAAUGUCAAAGAACUGAAGCCAGAAGAAUCUCUCGAUGAUGAGCUAACAAAUGCAGGAAAUAAACUCGUUGUUGUUGACUUUUAUGCACCCUGGUGUGGUCCAUGUAACACAAUUGCUCCCAAAUUUGCUCAGCUUAGCAUCACAUACCCACAAGUCGUCUUUCUUAAGUUAGAUGUUGAGAAAUGUGAAGCUGCAGCAGCUAAACAUUCAAUUAGAGCGAUGCCAACAUUCUUGUUCUUUCGGACGAGCAACAAAGUGGAUGAGCAGCGAGGAGCAGACGCGGCUGCACUUGAGGGGAAGAUCAAGAAGUGGAUGGUUGAUGAGGAAGAAGAUGAUGGUGUUGGUGUGAAGGGACAUAGGGAUGUAAACAACCUCAUCUUGAGCGCAGGCUGUGAAUGCUUGAACGAGUCCGAUGACCACAUGAUGAAGGACGCCUUGUCAACGAAGGAGGAUGAAUACCUCGAGUCUGAUUGUGAUGAAGAGCUCAUUUGCCAUCUAGCUUUCCAACAACCAAUGAGAAUACAUUCAUUACGAUUCAAAGCCCCGACAGACCAGGGACCAAAAAAUGUGAAAAUCUUCAUCAAUCAGCCAACGACGUUGGACUUUGAUUCAGCUCGGAGUACACAACCAACACAGGCAAUAGAAAUGAAGAAAGAAGAAUUAGAUGGAACUGUGAUAGGCCUGGCUUACGUCAAGUUUCAGAAUGUACAGAGUAUGACAUUGUUUUUUGCCGACAACCAAGAUGGAGAAGAAACAACACGGAUAAAUUACCUCGGAAUAAUAGGAACGCCGGUCAUUGCAACAAAUAUGUCCGAAUUUAAAAGGGUUGCUGGCAAAAAAGGUGAAAGUCACUGAUGCAAGGCCAACUGUUACAUCAGUAAGGGUCAACAGGAGAUAUUCUGAUCAUUCAAAAUUGGACAAAAGCUUUCAUUUUAAAGAGACAUUCUCGAAAUUUGUAAAGAGGCAGAUAAAGUGUUUUUCACAAAUCACUGAAUGGCGAUACUCGAUACCAAUGACUCCAUACAAAGGAAAACCCUAAAUACAUUGUUGGAGACCAUGUCUACCAGAACACCAUAGAAACCAUUCAUACACCUGCUGGGAAAUGUUAAGCACCUUCAGAAAGCCGCAUACCAUCAACCAAUCAUGCUGCUAACUGAAUCAAGUCUUGCAUUUAAUGAAGCGUUUGGUAGUCAUGAAUGGUAUUUGGUGAUUGGUGGUGGGGCUUUCCGAUCGUCACUUGGAAAAGUGUACAUGUCUAUGUGUGUGUACAUAACCUGUAUUUUAAUUGUUCAGAAAUAAAUUCAUGGUA